This is a messenger RNA of Drosophila montana, 4691 nucleotides long. It is a transcript of the gene melt, whose product is annotated as melted. NCBI's taxonomy places the organism in Eukaryota, Metazoa, Arthropoda, Insecta, Diptera, Drosophilidae. Bases 1306 to 4350 code for a protein of 1014 amino acids. Gene Ontology annotation, molecular function: phosphatidylinositol-5-phosphate binding. Gene Ontology annotation, biological process: regulation of signal transduction. The transcript has 10 exons. The record is from RefSeq and is a predicted model, not a curated record. Gene Ontology annotation, cellular component: plasma membrane.
CUACAAAAACUCGUUUAAUUCAAAAAAUUUCGUUAGCAACAUUUCUAUUGCUGCUGGCAACACGCGUCGCUGUUGCGCCGGCUGCUCAACAGGUGAGCACAGGUGAGAGGCAGACGGCAAAAUGAGAAGCAGAACAAAAAAAAAACAACAAUGCGCGCUGCGCUUUUUGUUUAUGAAUGAAAAGCGCAAAAGUAAACCAUGAUAAAUGUGUGUGCACGAGCAAAAUCGGGCAACAACAAGUUGCCAGAUCGAGAUCGAGCCAGCCAAAAAGAGCGAGAGAGUGGUAGACUGUCAGAGAGAGAGAGAGAGAGUGCAAGAGAGAGCCGAACUGGCUCGUUCGGCAGCAGGCAGCAGCAGGCAGCCUUAGCUCUGGGCAACUGGCAACUGGUGCUGGCAGUUCAGUCUACGUUUUGGCCUAAACGCGUUUGCUUGGACUUGGCCAGCGCGCAUGAGCCGUCGGUUAGUCUGCGCUAUUUACCCUCUCUCUCUCCAAUUGUGUGUGUGUGUGCGCGUGAGUGUGUGUGUGUGUUAACAAAAUGUGAUUAGCAAAAAUACAAAAGAAGAAAAGAAGGCAACGCAAUAUAAAAGCAUUGUGGCAAAAAGAACAGAAAGCGCAAAAAUUGUGUUAAAAAUAACAACAACAAAAGCGCAACAAAAACAAAACAAUUUUCGCUUCAUUUUAGAUUUUUGUUAUUUGCAUAAAUACAUACAAAAUAUACAUAUAAAGGCCAUACAAAUAUAUUGUUAACAGCAAUGCUGAAUUUUUUGCUUUAUCGGCAACGGCAGCAGCAACAAUAAAAUUCAUAUUGAACUACACCCAAAAGCCAACGGCAACAACAACAACAGCAACAACAACAACAAUAACGGCGCAACGGCGGCUGUGCGGCUGACUUGGCCGACAGCUCACCAAAAGCAGCAGCAGCAGCAGCAACAACAACAACAACAAUAACCAAAGUCGUCGUCUACCUUUUUCGUGCCUUUUCAAGUGUUUUUCAUAGCUGCGCUGCAGCCCCCCCGCUCAGCAGAGCAUAGAGCCAGCCGAGCGAGCGAGAGGGAGAGUUAGAGUGCGAGAGAGAGUGCGAGCGAGAGCGCGUAUCUGGUUUGGCGCUGUAUUCAGUCUCGGCUUCGACCAGUUUCAGCUCCCUGAUAUGAACCAGCUGUGUCUGCCUGGGCCCGCAAUACAUACAUACACACACACACGCACAUAUAUACAUAUAUAUAUAUCGACGACAGAGUAUGCAAUUUUGGCUGCCCAAGGCAAUGAUUGACUAGACCCGUGGAAGACGAGGAGACGACGCUUUCGAGAUGCACGAACUGUUCACAAAAGUGCUCGCCAAGCGCGAUCUGUCCCGAGCCGGCGACCUGUUCUCGGUGCCCGAUGCGGACAUUGUCAAUGACAUAACGGAGGUGCUGUCCGAAAUCAAUCCCAUCAUCUCGCAUGCGGACUACGUGAAGAACAACAAUGAUCAGAGCGUGGUGGAGAUCUGUGUCACACGGGUCCUCUCCUGCAUACGGGAGACACGCAGCGCGGAGCGUUAUUGCGCAGCUCUGGUGGAUCUGUUGAAGACGUGUCUGCUGUGGAAUCUACAGCCGGUGGCUGCCACCAAGGAGGAGCCGCCGCAUGCCAAGAUCGCCGCAGACAUUGUAUCUAGCAUAUUUUUAAACUAUGAUAAGAAAGAACUGAUGAAAAUUGCGCUGCCCAUUGCCGUGCAGUUCCUGCCCAAGGGCAACAAGGAGCUGUCGCGCAAUUUAGCCAGCUACCUGUCCCUGGCCGCCAUCGACUAUGCCUAUUUGCUGAUAGACUUCAUGGAUCCCAUUAUGGAUUCAAUACUUUCCGGCAAUUAUGGCCUGCUGCGCGUGCUCUCCCAGGUAUACGAGGUGUCCCCCGAGACGGUGACGCCGCACGCGCCGCUGCUCAUCCCACUACUGCCCCAAUGCGAUGCCCAGGAGCGCAUGGCCGUCUUUCAGCUCUAUUUGCUGAUUGUGCAGAAGUCGCCGGCUGUGCUGGAGUCGUGUGUGCCGCAGCUGUGUGGCUUCCUUCAAGACAGCGACACCUCCAACAUCACCAUGCAAAUCCUACUCAAGCUGUCGCAGCAUGCACCUCACCUGCUGGUCGAGCACUUCGAGCAGCUGCGUCUGGCCGCAAAGACUAACCCCAGCACCGUAACGCUGUGCGCCCAGAUACUGACCACGUCCGGCAUUGGCAGCAAGGAGACGGCACAGCAAGCUCUGGACUUUGUGCUCGAGCAUCUGCCCGCCCAGGCGCUGUUGCAGCAGGAGGCGACACGGCUCUGCUCCGCCUAUCCCGUGCUCUUCACGGACAAGGUGCUCGCCUGUGUGCGCCAGAAGAAUGCGGCGCUCAGCUCCCAGCACGAUGUGGGCAAUGCCGCGGGCCACAAGAUCUCUGGCGGUGUCACCAUUGUUAGCCUCAACAGCAGCAUCAGCCCCGGCUCCAGCCCCAGCGCCAGCACCAGCACACAGAUCAAGCCAGCUCCUAAUGCUACGCCCGCCAGCAGCAGCUCCAACAUUGUGCCGCAGCCGAGCGCGGUUAACGCCACGCUCGCCACGCCCAGUGCAGCGCCCGCGCCGGUGGCCACCUCAACGCCAGCAGCUGUGCCCGUUGCCACGGCCACGCCCACACCUCCGCAUACGGGCUAUACGCGACGCGUUAAGCUGGGCGACUCCCGCAGCACUGGACGCCUGCAUCCCGCGAGCAAUACACACAGAAGCGUCACCCGGCUCAAUGUGGCCAGCGGCUCGGUUGGCGGGCUGCACAAGAGCAUGACGCGUCUGAGCAACUCACAAAUCAAUCAACAGCCGGGCGGCAGCUCCAACAGCAACGUUGUGGUUCAGACAGGCGCCAUGCCCAAGACGCCGACGUCGCCAAGUAAUCCGCCUGUGACGCCGGUGCCGCCGCUGAGCAACGAUGUGAUCAUCACUGGGCACAAUAAGCACGGCAUACCGGUGACCUCGGGCGGUGUCACAGUCACCACGUCGCCAACCAAGGUGCGCCCGCACUCGCAGGGACCCUCCACGCUGCUCAACUCCAGCACGGUGCUGAUGAAGUACAGCACAGAUGCACUGAAUCAAUCCGUCGGCUCCAUAUCCAUACCGCAAUCCGUGGCAGCCUCGACAGCAGCAGCAGCGGCGGCCGCGGCGGCGGCGAGUGCUGCGAACGCAGUCUCCGUGCAUCAUGCAUCGCCAGCUCUGCCGCAAUCCUCCAGCAAUGGCAAUGCCAAGUCCGUCAUGAAGCUACCCGUAAAUGGCAAUAGCGAGGUGAUCGUCUCGGGUCCCACAACCACCACCAAUGUGGCGCCGCGACGCAGCGACAACACCAGCCGCACCCUGCUGAAUGCCAACAGCGUAAUGGAUCAGCGCAUGAGCACCUUCGAGCCAUAUCAGAUAAUGCGUGAUCCCGUGCAGCAGUUCUGCGAGAAGAACUUCAUCUCGAUCAAGUCAUAUAUGGACGAGGUCUCACAGCACCUGCCGCCACCGACGCGCUGCAGCAUUGAGGUUUCCAAUGAAUUUGCAGAGCGCCGGAAGAAGGUUGCGAAGCUGCAUUUCGCCUGCCAGAUACGUGGACCUCAUUGCCUAUACUCCAAGACGUGCUUCACGAUGCGCACACGCAAUCCCAAGACCUGGAUACACAUGAUAUUCCUUGACUUUCAAGUGCGACACUUUGUCAAGGAGAAAUGUGUGCUCAGCACUCGAGAGCCGGGCAUCAGCAACCUGAAGAAUAUCUGGCAGAUACUCAAGUGCGAGAAUCGCAGCUUCACCGAGCUGGUCACCAGUCAGUUUCCCCAGGUCAAGGACCGUGAGAUACUUGUGAAUGAGCUGCGUCACUCGGGCUUUCUGGAUGUGUUCGAGGUGUCCAAAACAGACAAGUCCAAUCCCAAUUGCAAUGAGCUGGAGUAUCAGUGGGGCUGCUUUCUGUGCAAUCAUCCGGACAAGGCGGUGGGCUUCCUCAAUGGCAGCAAUCAGCCCAUGAUCGAGGGUCAACUGAAGGAGAAGAAGGGCAAGUGGCGACUAUUUAGGCGCUGGCGCACACGCUACUUUACGCUCUCGGGCGCACAUCUGUCCUGCAAGGGAUCCAGCGGCGGCGAGAGCAUCGAUGUGAAUCAAAUACGCUCCGUUAAGGUUUCACGCGGCGCACGCAACAUACCGAAGGCCUUUGAGAUCUUCACGGCAGAUCAGACCCUAAUACUCAAGCCCAAGGAUGGCAAAAAUGCCGAGGAAUGGGUGCAGUGCCUCAGCAUUGUGGUCGCCCACUCGCAGGCGCGCGACAAUCCCACGGUGAAGACAAACAGCCUGCCCGCACGCAGCAUUGGCAGCAGCAAGCCCUCCUUUUAGCUGGCAAGGAAUCCCUAGCCCUUUCCCUAUCCCUAUACCUAUGCCAAUCCCUCCUCACCCAACCUGAACCUACAUUGUGAGAUUAUUUGUAAUUGUAAAGACCACAAACACACACAUAAAAGACAAACGCGGCGGCCGCAACUUAUAGCUGUCUAUAUACAUACAUACAUAUAUACCAUAUACGAGUACAUGUUAUAUAUAUAUAUAUAUGCCCAUACUUAUAGACUUAUAUCUAGCAUAUAGUAUCAUACCAUUUCAAGGGAUUUUACAAAAAUUGUGCGAAAUUGUUUUUUCAAAAUUAGUUAACUUUUUUUUACAUUUAGUUUAUGCUUAUUUAUUGU